CACCCUCGCUGCCGAAAAUUGCUGGAAACUGCGAGCUCUCAACUCCACCAAGGAAAAGUGAAAUUGCGCCACCGGCUGGUGCGCUGACGUAUCUAUCGCAUCACAUGCACUGCACUAGCGCUAUCAAAAUUAACUGUCACAUUCAUGUGGAGUCAAUCACAUAGCUUCAUCCACUUGGUCGACUGUCAGCAGCUCCAGCUGUCCCCUGUGUCUCAUCGACUUCUCCUCUGCACAGACACACUGGUGGCAGCCCAUGCGUUUCAAUGACGGUCACGACACACUGCAAGCGACAAGGCUGUAUAAGUAAAGCACACCCAUGGUCGAUACUCACACCCCACCAGCCCUCAAGACACCAUCGAUGAGACACAGCAUCACCCCAAAGGCAGCCAACUACCCAGCCAGGCAGGCAGCCAAGGACGUCAGAAAUGGACAUGUGGAUGGAGAGAGGGGGCGAGUCAGACACACGCGACCUACAGAUCAACUACCUCACACACACGUGUGCAUCAAUCAGUCGAUCAGAGACACCAUACGUCACACGCAGCCAGCAGGAGGGAGGGCUAUCGACACAGAUAGAUAGAUAGAUACAAGGCGCGACAGUGGGGGAAAGAGAUGCACACCGGCAGGCCGGCAGCCGGGGAGUCGCGGAGUCCGUGGGCCAUCGGCCUCUCAUCUACUCUACGCACAGCUAUGCGAUGCGUCGAGGCGACCGGACAGCUUGCUACUGCAGCCGGUCAGGCAGGAUACACACACACACACAAAGAGAGAAAAGACUGGUUCAGUCAGGGUCAAUUCAAUGACAGACACCACGGGCUGUGAGGGGUGUCGGCGUAUCUGUAGGUUUAAUGACGAUUGGUGUGUGUCGCGUCAACGCUGCCAUUCUCCUCCUCGGCUGAUGCAUCCUCACCUGUCAUCAAGACACACACAAUCACACACACACACACACACACACACGUGUGAUACGGAUCGAGACAAGGGUAUCUGUGGUGUUCUGUGUGUGCCUUCUUUCCUUCCCUCCUGUGUACCUCCGCUGCCGUGUUCGCUGUCGACAUCCAUCUCGUCACUCUCAUUGCCACCAUCACCGUCUGCACCACACACAUAGAGAAGGCCCAUUAUCGAUCCAUUCACGCGAGUGUGUGCCCCUCCUUGCAUCCCUCCCUGUCUCCCUGGCUCCCUCAUCCCUCUGUCUGUCCGUCCACUCACCGCUAUCGUCACCAUCGUUAUCGCCGUCACCCUCGUCGCUAUCCUCUUCUGCCGAUGUGGAUUGACAUUGAGGCAUGUGUGUAUACUGACUGUGUGUGCUUUCCUUCCUUCCUUCGUGCGUACCUCCGCUGCCGUCUCCAUCGCUGUCGUCAUCCAUAUCAUCCCAACCGCCGCCAUGACCGUCGGAAUCUACACCACACACAAAGACAGAGAGAGAAGAAAUGCCAUUCAUCCAUCCACACCAUGGCCACCAUAUUUGUGUCCCUCCCCUGCCCGCACCGUUGUCAUCGUCGCUGUCAUCGUCUACUUGGCCGUCGAAGACGUAUGGCGCCACUCGUCCCAGCGCCACACGGGCCAGCUGAGUGGUGACAGGGAAGCGGUCCUUGAAGGAACCGCUCACACACGGCACAGGUGCCUCGGUGGUCCAAACGUCAACAAACACUGCAGACAAUCAGACAGAAAACACUGAUGGCAUUUGAUCACCACCUGAGCUGUCUGUCUGUCAGCCUGACCGUAGUCGUAUCCCACAUCCGAAAUGGCAAUCCACGCGACGAAGUUGUGGCUGCUGUCGGUGAGCACCAACCGUCGCACACGCUCGUCCCGGCUGAGUGUGGUGGUGCAUCCGGCCACCGGUGUGUGGGGCGACUGGGUCAGGAGGCCAUCCAGGCGGCCGCCACCAACACGCCUGAACCAAUCACACACGCCCCUCUUGCCACUGAUGCCAUUUGUGUGGUACCUGUUGAGAUAUAUGAAUGUGCGAUUGGUAUGGUGAGUGUGGUGGAGGUGAUCGAGGAUCACACGCUUGGCAAAUGACGACACCGACGAAUCGGUGGACGAGUUACCGUACGACACCCAUCUGCCGGUGUGGCCUCGUAGUCGAUGCGGCUCCGCACUGGUGGGUCAUGCUGUAGUCGGUGCCGCUGAUACAGAUGGCCGGCAGGGAGGGGAGGGUCGACGGUCAGCCGAAAACUAGGAAGGUCCCUGAUGGCCCGCACCUCAUCGUUGGCACGGCGGAAGAUCUGCAGGCGGCUGCCGUCACCGAAGUCGAUGUGGCGGCCGACCACCAUCAGCUGCGCCAACACACGAGCUACCAACAGAUACGCCUACACCACACAGACAGACAGACAGACAGACAGACAGGCAGAGAGGAAUGAGGUCUCUCCGCUCUCCCCCGCCCCUGUGUGUGUGUGCCUUACCGUCUUGCUGGCGUGUGUGCGAAUGUCAUCUGCCGUGAGGUUGACGGGCAGCGUGCAGCAGCCGCACUGGCUGGCCAGCUGCAGCACCUCAGCGACCUCGUCCCACCUCUGCUCUUCCAUCAUCCAGAUGGCCGCCAGCAGCAGCUGCGCCCCGACCACCGACUGAGUGUCGAAGGCCAGCAGGGUGUCCAGUCGGGUGCCGUCAGCGAGGCGAAUGCGAUCCAGUGAGCGGUUGAGGCGAUGGCGGAGGACCUCGGCAGGGAAGUCGACCUUGCUGAAGAACAGGGCCGACUUUCUGAUGUUGCCGAGGUCCUUGACGUUGUGCAGCUCAUCGCGCUCGUCCCGAUAGACGACGUCCAGGACCUGGCCGUUGAUGGCGGGCGAUGCCUCGUCGGUGCUCUUGAUCUCGACCUUGCUCUUGACCGCACCCAUCGCUUGUCGCAAAGGCUACUUUC
Molecule: messenger RNA, 2851 nt
Organism: Vitrella brassicaformis
Lineage: Eukaryota; Vitrellaceae
Source: the annotation of a GenBank genome assembly